Messenger RNA from Chiloscyllium plagiosum (whitespotted bambooshark), 1447 nucleotides. NCBI's taxonomy places the organism in Eukaryota, Metazoa, Chordata, Chondrichthyes, Orectolobiformes, Hemiscylliidae. The record is from RefSeq and is a predicted model, not a curated record.
CUGCAAUGAAUCUUACAGAUAAUACUGUACACCAAUGGUGGAGGAAGUGAAUGUUUAUUCUGGUGGACUAGGGAGUCAUCAAAAGGACACCAGUAAUGGCAAAUCUGAACAUGCCUUUGGAAUGCCAACAUCUUGCCCAGAAGCAUCCAAGUCAUCGCAAAGUUUCCAGAAUUCCAGCAACAACCUUGUGAAUCAAAGAAACUCAACAACCCAGAGCACCAAAAAGCAUAAGCACGUUGCAAACUGGAUGAAUGUUAAUUCAAAAAUGCACUUCAGUGAAAAACUCCUCAAAACACCUGAUUCCAGUCUGCCCAAAGAAUCUGAUAAACAUGAUGAGACAAACCUUCCCACUUCACCAGAGAUAUGGAUUUGUGACACAUGUUUAUUAUCAAACAAGGCUCCAGCAGUGAGAUGUAGGGGCUGUGACAUACUGAAGUAUGGAGUAAUACUGCAGAGCUGCAAAGGAAACCUGUCAAAAGAAAUGAACACCUACAGAAGAAGCACCAAGGUGGAAUCCAGUGUAGUAGCAACCCCUCCGAUUACCAGAGUAACAGAGAUGUCUACAUCCUUGACUACCCCCACUCCUUCUCACAUGCCUGGCAUAAUUUGCUCUGCUCCAGAAAGAUAUUCUUCAGCUGGCACCACAUCCACUACUACUGAAGAGAGAAUGACAAUGGAAUUUCUUCCAACUGGCACAGAAUGUGCAACUGUUCACCAACCCACUGAAAAAAGCACAAUUGCUUUAUUGUCAUCUGUGUCCAUUGGAAAUACUGAGCCUGAUGAAAAACUGUUUCAUGCUAUAUCACAUCCAGCAAAAUCAACACGACAGGAUGUCAACAAGGAAGAUAAUGACCAAGAUCCAGAUGAACCUGUAGCGAAAAAAGCCUGCAGAAUCCAACUGUCUUCGGCCACUGUAUCUUUCCCACAUGCUUUUGGCCCAUCUCCAAUCUACACAACAAGUGGCUCUUUAACACUACCCAAGUGUACCCACUACAAUGUCCCUUCAUCAACCAGGUCAGACAUGACGACAACAGCAGUCUCCGGCAAACCGCUUCCAUUCCGGUUCUUUGGCUGCUCAAACAAAAUAGGCAGCAACAAUAUCAAUCCUGAAACGUUUGCAUCCUCCGUCAACUUCCCUUCUGUCUUUGGAUGCAGGGGCGCGAUUAACACUAAAGCCGUGACCAACGAGAGUCUUUCAUCACACCCUUUCACUGGACAUGGUUACCAUUUUUCUGGUAACUUAGUUCCAAAUUAUAAUUUUGGCUAUCCAAAUGCUAAUAACGUCUUUCAUUUUGGAGCAAACAGCAAGAACCAGCCAAUAUCCCAGCAAUCACUGAAUUUCACAUCUAUCUUCAACACUAGGACUCCAGGACUGCCGAACUCAUUUCAAUCCAGUGGCUUUUUCCAUCGAAAAAUAAGAACUGCUAGACGGAAACUCAGGUGAAAC